Molecule: messenger RNA, 1109 nt
Organism: Cadophora gregata
Lineage: Eukaryota; Fungi; Ascomycota; Leotiomycetes; Helotiales; Ploettnerulaceae
Exons: 2
Coding region: 123-1109 (328 amino acids)
Biological process (GO): mRNA cis splicing, via spliceosome
Cellular component (GO): cytosol; spliceosomal complex
Source: RefSeq, a predicted model, not a curated record
ACAAACAUCGCGAAUCUCUCGCACCAGAAGCAGGUCAAACCUCACCCCAUCUGCAAUUCCUCAAGCCAAAUCUCCACUUCCAAUUCUGCAAGAGGAAUUCCAAUUCUGCAAGAGGAACGACGAUGCCACCCACAACAAUCCGCGCGGCGCCAGCCGAUGACACAUUCACAAGCCUUGCAGAACACCAGGCGCAAACACCGUCGACGUUUUACAAUGCAAAGCCAGUCCUUCACUACAAGAAGAAUGGGAUCCGUGCUAUAGCAUCCGUCGAUCAGAUAUCUAAGUUGCCGAUUUUGGCCCCGGCAGAAGGUGUCGAUACAGCUACAACGGUGCAGACCUUGGAUGUGUGGAUAAGCUCAGAAAACCUCACCCUCUUCAACCCCACCCUCUCAACCGGCCUCUCCAUCCCCUACCCCUCCAUCUCCCUACACGCCAUCCAGCGACUGCCCGACCCCUCCACUCCAGAAGACACAACCACCCAAAUCCAAGGCCUCUACAUGCAACUCGACCUCUCCGACCCCAACUCCUUCCCCUCCGAUAAUCAAACCAACGAAGACGACGACAACGACAACGACAACGACCCCACCGUCGAACUCACACUCCUCACCAGCCCUUCCUCCCCCGACGAAACACCCGCCCAAGCCAUCCAAGCCAUGUUCUCCGCCGUCUCCAACUGCUCCAACCUACACCCAGACCCAACCUUCGACUCCGACGAAGACAUGCAGGAUUUCUCCAGCGGGGGUGCUGGUGGUGGUGGUGGUGGUGGAAGAGGAGACAGCCGGAUCGUCUUCGAAGGCAGUGUUGGCUACGAGGGGAUUAGCGGGUUACCAGGUGGUGUGCAGCAGGGUGUUGGGGAUGGGGAGGGGGGGUUGCCGCCGCCGUUUCCGGGGAGUGGGGGGUGGAUUACGGCGGAGAAUGUGGGUGAGUUUUUUGAUGAGGAGGGCAAUUGGAUUAGAGAUGGAGAGGGAGGGGAAGGAGAAGGGCAAGGAUUGGGUGAGGGGGCGGGGAGGGUUAGGACGAGGGGGGAGAUGGAUGGGAGCGGGGAGGGGGAGGGGAUUAAUGGGCAUGCUGAGGAGGGGGAUGAGAGUAAGAAGCCUAGAACGGAGUAG